UGAGCCGUUGGGAUCGACUGAUGAUAUUCGGCGCAUGCAACUUGGCGGCACUCGCCUGCUUCGUCAUCUGCUUUGCGCUCUUUCCGGUCUUGUCGCUACGCCCAACCAAGUUUGUCAUAUUAUGGACUCUCGGUUCCAUCUUCUUCCUCGCCUCCUUUGCGGCCAUGAUGGGGCCUAUGGCCUACGUUCGGCAUCUUGGGUCUGCGGAGCGUCUUCCCUUCACCAGCGCCUAUUUUGGGUCUCUGGGCCUUUCUCUGUACUUCUCGCUCGGCCUUCGCAGCACGAUUUUGACCCUAAUUUCUGCCAUCGUGCAGUUGGCUUGCCUCAUCUGGUAUCUCGUCAGCUACUUCCCCAUGGGAUCCAGCGGCAUCCGCCUCGCAACGACCUUUGGUGCUCGACGAGCUGCGGCGUGGGUGUCGGGCUGAUGGGCAUGUUCCGCACACUUGAAUUUCAUGGCGCAAAUGUACUACCAACCACCUCAUACUCGGAGAAUACUCUCUGUACGACGCAACAAAGAGACUUUCAGUGGAUGGAAGACCUCGGGCAUGAUCAAUGUAUCCUAGUAACGAAUAUCACUCGGGCCUUUGUAUUCUU
Molecule: messenger RNA, 594 nt
Organism: Verticillium alfalfae VaMs.102
Lineage: Eukaryota; Fungi; Ascomycota; Sordariomycetes; Glomerellales; Plectosphaerellaceae
Product: transport protein SFT2
Exons: 3
Coding region: 21-425 (134 amino acids)
Biological process (GO): vesicle-mediated transport
Cellular component (GO): membrane
Source: RefSeq, a predicted model, not a curated record